Messenger RNA from Hibiscus syriacus, 1178 nucleotides. Its product is annotated as coatomer subunit beta'-1-like. Gene Ontology annotation, cellular component: COPI vesicle coat. Bases 79 to 1011 code for a protein of 310 amino acids. Gene Ontology annotation, molecular function: protein binding. The record is from RefSeq and is a predicted model, not a curated record. Gene Ontology annotation, biological process: intra-Golgi vesicle-mediated transport; intracellular protein transport; retrograde vesicle-mediated transport, Golgi to endoplasmic reticulum. Lineage: Eukaryota; Viridiplantae; Streptophyta; Magnoliopsida; Malvales; Malvaceae. The transcript has 10 exons.
AGCUUGAUUCAUUUAAUCGCAAGAAAUUUCAGCUUUUGAAACUUUAUUCUCCUUUCCCACAAAAACCAACUUCAAACAAUGGCCCACUUACUUAAAUUUGAGAAAGAAUCUGUUCAAACUUCAGAGAGAGUGAAGUGUGUGGAUCUGCAUUCAUCGAAACCAUGGAUUUUAGCCGCUUUGUACUCCGGAAAUGUGUGUAUAUGGAACUAUCAGUCACAGAAAAUAGAAAAGUCCUUCAAGGUCACCGAAUCACCAGUAAGGUCAGCCAAGUUCAUAGAACGGGAAAACUGGAUUGUCGUUGGAGCUGAUGAUGGUGUCAUCCGCGUAUUCAACUACGAUACGACAGAAAUGAUCAAAGAAAUCGAGGCGCAUACCGAUUACGUUCGGAGUCUGGCUAUUCAUCCGACACUUCCAUACGUGUUGUCGGCCUCCGACGACAAGCUUAUAAAGCUGUGGGACUGGGAGAAGGGUUGGAUCUGCAGUAGGGUGUUCGAGGGACAUGGACAUUAUGUGAUGCAAGCCGCUUUCGAUCCGAAAGAACUCGACACUUUCGCAAGUGUAUCGCUCGACGGCACCAUUAAGAUUUGGAACAUGGAUUCUGGAUCUCUGGAGUCUACAUUGGAUGCUCAUUCGGAAGGGAUUGAUUGCAUUGAAUACUUCAUGGCUGGUGAUAAACCAUUUCUGAUCACUGGUUCUGAUGAUUUCACUGCUAAGGUAUGGGACUAUGAAACCAAAUGUUGUGUCCAAGAACUAGAAGGGCAUGCACAUAAUGUUACUGCAAUAAGUGUCCACCCUGACCUUCCAAUUAUAAUUACUUGUUCUGAAGAUGGCACCGUCGGUGUCUGGGACAAAACAAGCUACAGGCUUGAGCAUACAUUGGAAUACGGGCUUGAAAGAGUGUGGAGCGUUGCUUACACGAAGGAUUCCAGCAAGGUGGUGCUUGGGUGCGAUAAAGGGACGGUUGUGGUCAACAUUAGUGGCUCUCACGGCUCGGAUCCUGCUAAUGUUUGAUGGCAUUGUGGAUCAUAAGCUUGAAGAUGCAAAUCUAUUACGCCUACUGGUUGUUAUGUUCUUCCCGUCAGCGUGUGGGGCAACGAAUAAAGGGCAGUUCGGAGUUGUAAUUAAUUGGGUGAUAUUAAUUUAACCUUGUUCUUGCACUUGUGUAAAAUUCCAUGGAA